Messenger RNA from Hydatigera taeniaeformis, 870 nucleotides. The record is from the annotation of a GenBank genome assembly. Lineage: Eukaryota; Metazoa; Platyhelminthes; Cestoda; Cyclophyllidea; Taeniidae.
AUGCUUCCAAUCCAUGGAGAUGAAUCACCUUCUAAUGCAAUACAAAGACGCAAUUCUAAAUCCAAUUUGGGUCCUUCAGAGCUGUUCUCAGCCCUCUCUGCAUCAGUCUGGUCAGAAAGCAAAAAACGGGCUGAAAUGGCCUAUGAGAACUACGCAAAAAUCGACUCCUUCCGACCCUACUUCGAUGUUGAGCCAAAGGAAGUACUACGUCGAAUAAUUAAGUCUGUCGACCCCCGUCCACCUUUCUCUCUAGAUUCUGGUUAUGACCUUUACGGACCAUUUAUGGCUUGCUUAACGUUGAUCGCGGUUUUGCUCUUCGAAAUGAAGCUCUCCGUCCACAAAGUGCAAGAAGGCACCCUAAUGGGUUCUGCAUUCUUGACCUGUUUUGGCUACUGGCUGGUUUCCUCUAGCUUGCUGAAUGUCAUCUGCUAUUUCGGCAAAUCCUCUGUCAGCUUUACGCAUAUCCUUUCUUUCGUGGGAUAUGCACUGUGUUCCACUUGUGUUAUCCUCUUUGUCUGUGCGGCUACUCACAAUGGCACAACAGAGAGACUGUUUUUUAUGCUUUGGAUUCUGAUCUGUGGUAUUGCCGGAACAAAGCUGGUUAGUGGUCGUUCGGUUCCUCUCUUAUCUCUGUGUAUUUGCCUUGCCCUCAACCCUAAGUCCAACCUAACUGCAGGCCUUAAUAAUGUGGGCAAUCAUUCCAAAAGGUGGCUUCCGCAUUUCUGGCAGCGUGGCCGCGUUCGCAUUGCAUAUGCUAUUCGUGCUUUACCUACACUUCGCUUAUCACGCAAUAGUGCAAGGUACGAUAUAGCAUAUUUUACUGCAUCUCCUAAUCCCACCAUUAGAUAUAUCAAAGGCCAUCGGUGCUGA